Periophthalmus magnuspinnatus is the source of this 5103-nucleotide messenger RNA. RefSeq names its product phosphatidylinositol 4,5-bisphosphate 3-kinase catalytic subunit alpha isoform. The coding region runs from base 429 to 3635 and encodes 1068 amino acids. Gene Ontology annotation, molecular function: 1-phosphatidylinositol-3-kinase activity; 1-phosphatidylinositol-4-phosphate 3-kinase activity. The record is from RefSeq and is a predicted model, not a curated record. Gene Ontology annotation, cellular component: plasma membrane; cytoplasm; phosphatidylinositol 3-kinase complex, class IB. Gene Ontology annotation, biological process: cell migration; phosphatidylinositol 3-kinase/protein kinase B signal transduction; phosphatidylinositol-mediated signaling. The transcript has 21 exons. NCBI's taxonomy places the organism in Eukaryota, Metazoa, Chordata, Actinopteri, Gobiiformes, Gobiidae.
AGAAGGGGGGCGGGCCGAGAUGAGGAGCAGCUAGCAGCCAUCGCAGCAAAGCAGGCGAGCGGAGCUAGCAGGCGAGGCUACCAAAGUACAUAUCACCAUGAAGUAUUACAGAGGCGUCCUCCCGUGGACUUCCGACAUUACUAUUAGGAGCUAGUGGUGUAUUUGGACGGUGAGCUGGUGCUGCCCGGACCCCAGCCUCGGGGAUGGAUUAAGGUCGGGACCUGUCCGCCCCGCUGGAGCUGUGCAGAGCACGAAUGGACUCAGUGCUAACUAGAGCUACCAUUAGCCACGGCUAAGGACUGUAACAUGGAGGUGGUGCUGGCUGACUAGCCCCGAGCUAACCGGUGGCGUUAGCUAUCUGACCAAGCUGGUUGAAAGUUUGAUUUCUAAUCAACACCCUCUGAAAAGAGUGGACUUCGGGCACAACCAUGCCUCCCAGACCCUCAUCAGGAGAACUAUGGGGCAUGCAUUUGAUGCCCCCCAGCAUCCUUGUGGACUGUCUUUUACCGAACGGCAUGAUCCUCACAUUGGAGUGCCUGCGGGAAGCCACAUUGAUCACAGUCAAGCAUGAGCUUUUUAAGGAGGCCAGGAAGCAUCCACUGUACCAUCUACUGCAGGAGGAGAGCUCCUACAUCUUUGUCAGUGUCACUCAGGAGGCAGAGAGGGAAGAAUUUUAUGAUGAAACACGGAGACUGUGUGAUCUCAGGCUCUUUCAGGCCUUUCUCAAAGUCAUUGAGCCUGUUGGCAACAGAGAGGAGAAAAUCUUAAGCAGAGAGAUUGGUUUUGCAAUUGGCAUGCCUAUUUGUGAGUUUGAUAUAGUGAAAGACCCAGAGGUACAGGAUUUCAGAAGAAACAUCUUAAAUGUGUGUAAAGAAGCAGUUGACCUCAGGGACAGUAAUGGACCUCACAGUCGUGCUCUCUAUGUAUAUCCUCCCAAUGUUGAAUCCUCACCUGAACUUCCUCGGCACAUCUAUAACAAGCUUGAUAAAGGUCAAAUAAUUGUGGUUAUAUGGGUUAUCGUUUCGCCCAGUAAUGACAAGCAGAAAUACACUCUAAAAAUCAAUCAUGACUAUGUACCAGAGCAGGUCAUAGCCGAAGCCAUAAGGAAGAAAACCCGCAGCAUGUUGCUCUCCCCGGAGCAACUGAAGAUGUGUGUGCAGGAGUAUCAGGGAAAGUACAUCCUCAAAGUGUGUGGCUGUGACGAGUACUUACUGGAGAAAUACCCUCUGAGUCAGUACAAGUAUGUGCGCAGCUGCAUCAUGCUCGGACGAAUGCCCAACUUGAUGUUAAUGGCAAAAGACAGCCUUUAUUCCCAGUUGCCUAUGGACAACUUCACCAUGCCCUCGUAUGCAAGGCGGAUAUCCACAGCUACGCCAUACAUGAACGGGGAAACGGCCACAAAGUCUCUAUGGACAAUCAAUGGAACACUGCGGAUCAGGAUACUGUGUGCUACUUAUGUCAAUGUCAACAUCAGAGAUAUUGAUAAGAUCUAUGUUCGGACUGGGAUUUACCAUGGAGGAGAGCAGAUGUGUGACAAUGUCAACACUCUGCGUGUGCCCUGUUCAAACCCCAGGUGGAACGAGUGGCUCACCUACGACAUGUACAUUCCAGACAUCCCUCGAGCUGCGCGGCUCUGUCUUUCAAUCUGCUCUGUCAAAGGAAGGAAAGGCGCAAAAGAGGAACAUUGUCCUUUGGCUUGGGGCAACAUUAACCUGUUUGACUACACACACACUCUUGUAGCAGGAAAAAUGGCCCUCAAUUUGUGGCCUGUUCCCCACGGCCUUGAAGACCUGCUUAACCCUAUUGGCGUGACGGGAUCAAACCCAAAUAAGGAAACGCCUUGUUUGGAGUUGGAGUUUGACCAUUUCAGCUGUCCAGUCAAAUUCCCUGACAUGACCAUUAUAGAGGAACAUGCAAACUGGAACAUAUCCAAAGAGCUUGGCUUCAAUUAUUGCCACACUGGCCUUAGUAAUAGAAUAGCACGGGACAACCCUCUCACAACUGUCGACAAUGAGCAGCUACGACAUCUGUGCAACAGAGACCCUCUAUCUGAAAUCACUGAGCAAGAGAAGGACUUUCUGUGGAGGCACAGACAUUAUUGUGUCAACAUACCAGAGAUCCUUCCCAAAAUCCUAUUGGCAGUGAAAUGGAACUCCAGAGAUGAGGUUGCACAGAUGUAUUGCCUUCUGAAGGACUGGCCUGCUAUCAAGCCAGAACAAGCCAUGGAGUUGCUGGAUUGUAACUUUCCAGAUCCAAUGAUCAGAGAUUUUGCCGUCAAGUGCCUAGACAAAUAUCUAACUGAUGACAAGCUCUCGCAGUACCUCAUUCAGCUUGUUCAGGUUCUAAAGUAUGAGCAGUACCUUGAUAACCCACUUGCACGUUUUUUACUGAAGAAGGCACUUACCAAUCAAAGGAUAGGACAUUUCUUCUUUUGGCAUCUAAAAUCAGAGAUGCACAAUAAAACGGUGAGUCAGCGGUUUGGUCUCCUGCUGGAGUCCUACUGCCGCGCCUGUGGCAUGUACCUGAAGCAUCUCAGUCGACAAGUGGAGGCUAUGGAGAAGCUUAUCAACCUGACAGACCUCCUCAAGCAGGAAAAGAAAGAUGAGGCACAAAAGGUCCAAAUGAAAUUUCUGGUAGAGCAGAUGAGAAGACCUGACUACAUGGAUGCACUGCAAAAUUUCACCUCUCCUCUGAAUCCUGCACAUCAGCUGGGAAACCUUCGGCUGGAGGAAUGCAGAAUGAUGUCAUCAGCCAAACGGCCUCUUUGGCUAAACUGGGAGAACCCAGACAUGAUGUCUGAGCUCCUUUUUCAGAACAACGAGAUCAUUUUCAAAAACGGCGAUGAUCUGCGGCAGGACAUGCUGACACUGCAGAUCAUCAGGAUAAUGGAGAACAUCUGGCAGAACCAGGGCCUUGAUCUCAGGAUGCUGCCAUAUGGCUGUCUGUCUAUUGGGGACUGUGUGGGUUUGAUUGAGGUGGUGCGUAACUCCCACACCAUCAUGCAGAUCCAGUGCAAGGGUGGCCUGAAGGGGGCGCUGCAGUUCAACAGUCACACACUGCACCAGUGGCUCAAGGAUAAAAACAAGGGAGAAAUGUAUGACCAGGCCAUUGAUCUUUUCACGCGGUCAUGUGCGGGAUACUGUGUUGCCACAUUUAUUUUAGGUAUUGGGGACAGACACAAUAGUAACAUCAUGGUCAAAGACGAUGGACAGCUGUUUCACAUUGACUUCGGGCAUUUCCUUGACCACAAAAAGAAAAAGUUUGGAUACAAGAGGGAGCGUGUUCCUUUUGUGCUCACACAGGACUUCCUCAUUGUCAUCAGUAAAGGAACUCAGGAAUGCACCAAAACACGAGAGUUUGAAAGGUUUCAAGAAAUGUGCUACAAAGCGUAUUUGGCGAUCCGGCAGCAUGCCAACCUCUUCAUUAACCUGUUCUCCAUGAUGCUGGGCUCCGGGAUGCCGGAACUGCAGUCCUUUGAUGACAUCGCCUACAUCCGGAAAACUUUGGCGCUGGACAAGUCGGAACAGGAGGCCUUGGACUACUUUAUGAAACAGAUGAACGACGCUCAUCAUGGCGGCUGGACUACAAAAAUGGAUUGGAUCUUCCACACUAUUCGGCAGCACGCCAUGAACUGAGAUCCUCUGAAACUCUAUUCUUCUGUCGUAUUCCUCCAAGCAUCAGCAUUAGGAAAGGAACACAUACAGGAAGCUUUGAGGUGUUUUCUCCUCAUCUACACUACCUAUUAAAUGAAGAUGGUGCAAGCGCAAUUUGAGCAAACUAAUCUAUAAUGCAAUUCUACAAAACUGUCACAUAACUAAAAGUUACCACUUAAUCUGUAGUGUACAGAUGAUAUCCGAGGUUCAAGAUUUUAAAAACUGACUUUGUACAGAAGUGUAUUGGAGCGUACGAUGCACAUAUUCCUUUUGUUUACUCUGAGCCAAAGUACUACGAGUGUACCCCACUACUCUGCAGUCUUACAGUACAGAUACUAUUCCAGUCUGUGUGUACGCAAAGCACUGAUCCCUGCAGUAUGUGGAGUGUUGUUUUCAGUAUUAUUGUUUUGGGUCUCAUGUCUGUUGUUGAAUAGAGAUCUUUUUAUCCACCUGCCCUUAUGAGCUGGUUAAAGGUUUUUGCAGCAAAGGCACAAGGACACGUGGUCUCCUUUAGUGUGUGGUGCUGUUACACUAUGCAAGUUGUGCUACAAUGUAAGUAGUGAUGCAGAUUGCAGAUCGUAUGUGCAUUCCCAGCGUGCUGUGACAUUUGCCUGUCCAUCCGGCUUUCGCGUCUUCAAAGUGGUAAUUUGUAAUAUGUUUUAAGUUGUCCUUUGUAUUUUGUUUAGCCUCAAACAGGCAGUUGAAGGUGGACAUUUGUAACUGAAAUAUUUUCAAACUGUCUAAACGUUCUGUUUCCUUUGAAUGUUGUUGCUACAGAUCAAAUAUUGUGGAAAAAGUAAUUCAGUAGUUAAAGGUGCACUACUCACAUACUUGAGUAAAUACUUAACAUUGUUCACCAAAGUUAUGGUUUGGAGAGGUACUAAAUUCAAAGUUUGUGUUUUUCAAGGUAUUUUUGAGUAAGAAAAAUUUAAUUAAUGCAUUCAAGGCAUAGCCAUAACAUCUUGAAAACGAGCUGGUGUCACCCCUUCCACCAGAAAAGCUAUAUGGUGGAAGUUUAAAGAGUAAAUUUAAAAUUAUUUUCAGAAUAUGAAGAUUGAUAUGAUAAUGAGUGAGAUGAUUAUGGUUGAUAGAAGAAUCCCCAAAUUAAAGUAUUUCUGCUAUAAUUCAAGAUUCAACGCAUCUAUUUUGAAAGUUUCCUGAAUCUUUUUAGGAUUUUUUCUAGAACUUGGACUUUAACUACUGGCUACUACUUUUGCACAAUAUUCUGUUGUGCCUCUGUAUUUCAAAGUUGUCAUCUGUGAUCUUGUGUUCAUUGCAUAGAGUUGAGAUCUUUUAUUCUUGUAACCAAAAUGGCGCGUAGCCUUGGCCAUCUACAAACAUUUGCAAGUGCAAUGCUUUCUGCUGCAACUAUAUCGACUCUGUACAGGAUACAGAGCAGUGGGCCGGACCCAAUCAAAAAUAAAAGAAAAUCUAGGCCCUUGAUAAAAUG